AUGGAGUCAACAUGCUUUUCACAGCUUUCUACUCUUUCAGGGACAUACAUUCAUGGUGAUGUUAAGCGUACGCUCAAAGCUAGCAAAGAUGGGAUCUUUAAACUUAUUGUUGGCCAAAUGUGCAACAUAUGGAACCGAAGAACUAUAAGUACAGAAAGAAUGGAUGUUGAAGUAAUGACGAAGAUGGAGGCUCUUCGAUCCCCUGUUCAGUUCAUGCCUAUAAUCUAUGAAGACAAGAAGGUGAUUAGUAUUGUGACACUUCAUGGAUUGGUUGCAGUUGGACUUUGA
Messenger RNA from Lactuca virosa, 288 nucleotides. Lineage: Eukaryota; Viridiplantae; Streptophyta; Magnoliopsida; Asterales; Asteraceae. The record is from the annotation of a GenBank genome assembly.